This is a messenger RNA of Epinephelus fuscoguttatus (brown-marbled grouper), 3579 nucleotides long. RefSeq names its product armadillo like helical domain containing 1 (gene armh1). The transcript is spliced from 12 exons. The record is from RefSeq and is a predicted model, not a curated record. The coding region runs from base 2136 to 3425 and encodes 429 amino acids. NCBI's taxonomy places the organism in Eukaryota, Metazoa, Chordata, Actinopteri, Perciformes, Serranidae.
UGCAAUCAACAAUGAAAUCAAAACUGACAGUUAGUGUCAGUUAGGUCAGCAGUUGCGUUGUAGGCUAAUUAAUUCAUCCACUGUCAAACAGCCAAAAAUAUGGAUUUAUUUCCUAAAAUCAGUUUUGAAUUGAACUAUGAAUGGUCUUCAGAGGAAGAUGAGGGAGAGGAGUAGCUGAAUCCAUCUGAGCACACAUCCAGGUUUGUCAGUGUUUGAUCAGCGGAGCUCAAUGACUUGGAGAAAAGCAACAUACUGUCAGAUCAGAAGGCAGAGUCGGCUGUGCCUGUGAAGCGACACUCCACCAUGCAGUCACCAGAGACUUAUUUCACCGGCUGCACAAUUAAUGGAAACGUGCAGAUAAAUGUGUAUAACGAUGAUCAGUACCUGGUGGAGUUCCUGGAGGAUGGAGGUGUUCUCACUGUGCUGGACAUCUUGAGCCAAUCUCAGAGCAAAGAGGAGGAGAAGGCAGAGGCCCUCCGUCUUCUGCUCGCUGUCUCAAAUGCUGGUCGCAAGUACAAAGAGAUCAUUUGUGCAACGUUGCAGGAGCCAUAUCAGUUUUGCCCUCUCUAUUUCAUACACUCUUGCAGGUGUGAAAGUCACAGCAGAGUGCCUGGCUAAGUCAAAUGCAGAUGAAACCCAAGAGACAGCAUGCACCCUCCUGGAGUCCCUGUCACAUGGAAACCCCAAACAUCGAAACCAUAUCCACAAAGGUCUGAUUGCUCUCAUGACUUGUACCUCCCCUAAGUCCUAGCAUGUCAUCAUAUUUAAAGAUAUUGAACACUGUGCAAAAUAUUGUCAACCAGCAGCUCCAGUACAAAAGAAUCUGUAUCAGACUUCUAUCUAAAACAAUAUGGGUGGAACCCUGCUGCUGAGGCACUGACAAAACUUCAGACUGUCAAUGGUUUUGUUUAAUUUGCACAUAAUUUUUCUUAGGAUAUUGUGGGCUGUUCAUCGUUUGUUUUGUAAAUGGAUGAAUGUUUUCAGAAUGGACUUCUUUACACUAAAAACAGGGAAAACUUUGAAGGGGAUGUUAAGUAUGUGGCCCAUGAACGGAAGUGACAUCCCUGGAAUAUAACAUAAACUAUGGGGCUUCCUAUCUAUCUAUAUAUUGUGGUUUCCAAAAAUAUAUGCACUUUAUGAGCUUGUGAGAGUCUGAAAUAAUGAUUUCUGAAACACCAGAGAUGUCUUUCAAUCUUUUAAUGCUUUGCGCAAAGGGUCAGGCAAUCAAACAGAGUAGCAGGCAGUCUGCAGAGUAUAGACAAAAGGUAUCCUUGCUGGGACUCCUUUAUAGACAAGUUAGGGAGGAAACUGAUAAGAAGAUACUUGCACCUGCAAGGACAUCAACCGGCUAGGACAGGUUCUGUGGUUAACAAGUCGACUUAGCCUUGAACAGAAUGCAACAAACAUAACAAAUCCUGUAUAGUAUUUGAUUGUGUAAGCAUUUUUAAAUCACAUGGGAGGCAGUCAUUGGAGAGUUCUCUCAGUGAGCAACUUAAAAAAGGCAUUUGUUUGAGGAAAGUUAAUACAAGUGAUGGGUUAUACAGUUAUAUCUUAAUUUUCCAUUACAUUAUCUAUCUAAUAUAUUGCUUUCACCAGGUGAUUAUGGACCUGUGGAACGUCUGUGUGGUGUGUACUGAGCUAAUCAAUGAUUGGAGACAUCAACAUUUUCUCCAACUUAACAGAGAUAAGAUCUACAUAACUUAAUUGUCUUUGGACUCUUUUUACACUUUUUUUAUUUUUAUUUAUUUAGUUUUUUUGUAACAUGAGGGACAUUUCUUAAAGUAAACUAUAUAAGUUACACAGACUUUAAAAGUAGGCUACUUUUUUUUAAAAAAAAAAAAAUAGGAUCGAUAUCCUGAUUGAUGCUUUGGCCACACACUCAGGGAGCUGUGACGACGUUGCUAAGCAACCGUUAGCUAACUGCUGCUAUAAACAGAGUAAGCUAGCUAAAGGGAGAAGAUAAGCAAAUCACGCUAUCGAGAAAUUACUUGUUUUGGACAACAAAAAAUUAGUUAUUAGGUUGUUUUGACUUUAUAACUAACAAUAGCUAAAUCAGCUACAGCCUGGACUCUACAUUACAGUGGUUCUUGGAAAGAGAACAAUAAAAAACAGCGUUUUAGUUCACCACCGUGAAAAUGAAGACAGGCUCGAUGUCAACUCAGGAAGAGCAAGCUAAUAUUGGCAAAGUACUGAGUUUUCUCCGCGAGUGGGACCGAGGUGACAGGACAGUCCGCAGCCGCAUGCUGAACACCUUCCUGACCCAACACAAAGGGAAGACAUGUCAUGAGCUGGAGCUGGAGUUUGCUCAGGUUGCCAGUCUGUUCCUGGCUCGACUCACCACCUGGAUGAGACUCACAUACAUGUUUGGGACAUUCUUGGGACUGCAGCUUAAAGCCAUUGGGAUUUUCCUGUCUUCAUCAAGCCAUGAUCAGUACCUGAUGGAGUUCCUGGAGGAUGGAGGUGCUCUCACCCUGAUGGACAUCUUGAGCCAAUCUCAGAGCAAAGAGGAGGAGAAGGCAGAGGCCCUCUGUCUUCUGCUCGCCAUCUCAAAUGCUGGUCGCAAGUACAAAGAGAUCAUCUGUGAAAGCCAUGGUGUGAAAGCCGCAGCAGAGUGCCUGGCUAAGUCAAACGCAGAUGAAACCCAAGAGACAGCAUGUGCCCUCCUGGAGUCCCUGUCACAUGGAAACCCCAAAUACCAAAACCAAAUCUACAAAGGUCUGAUUGCUCUAAUGACUUGUACCUCCCCUAUGGCCCAGCAGCUGGUCUUGCACACCUUACGCACUGUGCAGUCCAAAAUGAAAACAGCUCAUCACAGCAUUGUAGAGCCUCUGCUGAAUACGCUCAGGUCACCACAUCUGGAGGUUCAGGAUGAAGCUAUAAAUCUGAUCUCGGAGUUGAAGUGUUACGAUGUGAGGCCGCUGCUGCUCAGUGGACUGGUGGCUCUGCUGAGACCUACGAAAGAGGAAGUGAAACAGCACCAGAUUAUGGAAGGGUAUACAAUCCCAUCAGAGUGUGAGAUAAUCAAGAUGACUGAAUCUCUGCCUGUGUUUGUGCAACAAGCUGCUGCAGCCAAAACUAUACGCUUGUUGACUGAGGACAGCCAAGAGGUUUCUCAUGAGCUUCUGUCUCUUGGAGUGAUCCAACAUCUUCUGUACGCUAUGGGCAACAGAGAACACACUGAUGCUCAAAUACAAGCCAGUCUGGCUUUGAAGCACUUUGUCUGCUCAUACCCAGUUAUCGAGGAACGUGUGCAGAGGGGCAUUGGUGGCACACUGUUUGCAGCCUUUAUGCACCAUGGUGACACUUUGUACAUGAAUAUGGACGAAACACAAGCAGAAAUCCUGCUAACUAACAAGGUUAACAUAACUGAAGGUGAUGACUGCUAUUUGUUUAUCAUUUUUGCCUUUUUUUCCACAUUCAUGUGAGAUGACGAUGUGAAAAUAAUUGUUUCUUCUGUUUUCUUGUCAAACUUUGCAUUCCAGUUUUGGAUGGUGACACUAAAGGCUGACAAGAAGGACAAAUCCUUUUAAUAAUGCCGAUUGAAUAAACUAGAAAAGUGUAAAUACUGUUUGUAUUUUA